AUGACAUUUUUUCAUUCAUCAUCCGGUGUUCUGGGAAUCAUCGCACUUGGUGGCGGCGACAACGGUGGGCGACUGGUGGCGACCGUAUCGCAUGGGGUUGCGCGACGCAGCUGUGCUCCGCCCGCGUGCCGCUCUUUCCCCGUCCGCGCGACCCUCCGCGGGCCCCGCUACCGCAAGUCAUACCAGCGAAUCCCCUCUCGCCGCGGGACCGGCUCCAUCCCCGUACCGCUCACUCCUAACACUCGCGACGCACCGAUUCGUCGCGCUCUUCUUCUCCUCGCGGUCGUCGCGGCGUUCGUCGCGGCGGGGCUCCUCGCCUCGUACGCGCGCAGCCCGGCGCAGCUGCCGGGGGCGCGCAUCCCGGCGCAGCAGCCAAAGGCGCGCAGCUCGGCGCAGCUGCCGGGGGCGCGCAUCCCGGCGCAGCAGCCAAAGGCGCGCAGCUCGGCGCAGCAGCCCGGGGGGCUCCUCGCGGCGGGGGCUCCUCGCCUCGCGCGCGCGCAGCCCGGCGCAGCUGCCGGAGGCGCAGAGGGCGGAAACGGCAGGCGGAGAGAAAAAAUCCGAAAACGGGCGAGCGUGGGCACGUGGGCUGUAUUGCAACGUCACCAGCAUGAUGAGGUGAGGGAGGGGACGAGGGAAGGGAGUGUGCAGCUGCAGCUCGGUGCUGAAACACACGCCAUUGCUUUCAUCAAGCGCACUCAGGAGCGGGGGGAUGAUGAGCAUGGGCACCAGCCAGUUGUCCUCAUGGAGUGGGAGUGGGAGUCGGACGUCAUGCCCAUGCGCAAGCUCCCCCUUCUGUAUCCCCCCGGUUUCCGCCCUCCCCCUUUCAUUCCCCCGCAGCCAGCAACCGAUAAUCCUGAUGGUGCAUUUUCAGGCUCUAUUCGGCUCGUGGGAGUGGGUGGGACGUCAUGCCCAACCCCCUUUCAUCACCCCCCACCCAGCAGCCAAUGGUCCGCAUGGAGCAUUCUCAGGCUCGCUUUGCCUCGUGGGAGCGGGAUGUCGCUCGUGGGAGUGGAACGUCAUGACCAUGGGCAAGUUCCUCAUUCCCCUCUCUGCGUCCUCCUCUCCCCUUUCGCCCCCCCCCCCAGGCAGCAGCCAAUAAGUCCUGAUGGAUCAUUUCUUGGCUCGAUUCGGCUCGUGGGACGUCAUGCCCACCCCAUGCCUUUUCCCUCUUCCGUUUCCCCCCGCCCCAGCCGGCAGCCAAUAAUUUUCCUGGAGCAUUUUCAGGCUCGCUUCGGUUCGUGGGAGUGGGACGUCAUACCCAUGCGCAAGUCCCCCAUCGGGCCACGCACGGAGAAGCUAGCUGUGUGGAGGAACGUGUUUCUGGUGGUGCGUGCACCGGAGGAGGGGCAGUACGGGUUCAUGCUGUGCGAUAAGGAGCACAUGCAGCUGGCGAUUUGGAGGAACGUGCUUCUGGUGGUGCGUGCACCGGAGGAGGGGCAGUAUGGGUUCAUGCUGUGUGAUAAGGAGCACAAGCAGGUGAAUGGAGGGGCGUGGGAGAGUGGGAUGAGUGGAAUGUGGGAGAGAGGGACAAACCAGGACAACAUCACCUUCGUCCCCAACGAUGCCUUCACCCGCCUCAAACCAGGGACAACAUCACCUUCGUCCCCAACGAUGCCUUCACCCGCCUCAAACCAGGACAACAUCACAUUCGACCCGGAGUUUCUCUUCCCCAAUGACGCAUUCACCCGCCUCGCCACACGCCAUGGCUGA
Messenger RNA from Closterium sp. Naga37s-1, 1710 nucleotides. Lineage: Eukaryota; Viridiplantae; Streptophyta; Zygnematophyceae; Desmidiales; Closteriaceae. The record is from the annotation of a GenBank genome assembly.